This is a messenger RNA of Arabidopsis lyrata subsp. lyrata, 2280 nucleotides long. RefSeq names its product putative disease resistance RPP13-like protein 2. Gene Ontology annotation, biological process: defense response to other organism. Gene Ontology annotation, molecular function: ADP binding. The record is from RefSeq and is a predicted model, not a curated record. NCBI's taxonomy places the organism in Eukaryota, Viridiplantae, Streptophyta, Magnoliopsida, Brassicales, Brassicaceae.
UUCCCAAGUAUUCUUUAUAGUUUGACCAACAUAAUAGGCGAGAAGAAUGUCCAGGAUGCGUACAACAUAGUUGAUGAUAUCAGAACCCUCAAACGAAGAAUGUUGGAUGUUACUCGCAAGCGGGAGAUGUAUGGCAUAGGAAACUUUAGUGAGCAUCGAGCAGUAGCGAGUAAUUCAAGGGUGAUGGAGCUUCGGUGUCCUCGAUCUGAUGAUCAGGAAGAGCGUGUAGUUGAUUUGGAAGAUGAUGCUAAGGUUCUUUUGACAAAGCUUCUUGACGAUGAUGGGGAUAACAAGACAUAUAUGAUCUCCAUAUUUGGCAUGGGAGGUCUCCAAAACACUGCUCUUGCUAGGAAGCUUUAUAACUCUAGCUAUGUGAAGGAAAGUUUUGAAUAUCGCGUAUGGACUUAUCUUUCUCGAGAAUGUAAAACAGGAGAUAUUCUUAAGAGAAUCAUAAGAUCAUUGGAAGAAACAUCUGAGGUAGAGCUUGAAAAGAUGGCGGAGGAGGAGUUAGAAGUUUACCAUAAUGAUAUUUUACAAGGAAAAAAAUAUCGGGUGGUGGUAGAUGAUAUAUGGGAGAAAGAAGCGUGUGAGAGCUAGAGAGCAUUACCUUGCAAUUAUGAAGGAAGCAGAGUCAUCAUCACUACACGUAUUAGAGCCGUGGCUGAAGGCGCAGACCAAAGAUUCUACACCCAUAACAUAAGGUUCUUAACGUUUGAAGAAAGCUGGAACUUGUUUGAGAAGAAAGCAUUUAGAGAUAUCGUAAAGGUCGAUCAAGAACUGCAGAAAAUCGGUAAAGAAAUGGUUCGAAAAUGCGGUGGAUUACCGCUUACUACAGUCGUUCUUGCUGGGCUAAUGUCUAGGAAGAGGCCAGACGAGUGGAAAGAUGUGUGGGAGAAUUUGCGCGUAAAGGAUUAUAACAUUCAUGUCUCCACUGUGUUUGAUCUAAGCUUUAAGGAGAUGCUAAAUGAGUUAAAACUCUGCUUUCUAUACCUUAGCGUCUUCCCAGAGGACUAUGAGAUCGACGUAGAGAAAUUGAUACAAUUACUUGUAGCAGAAGGAUUUAUACAAAAUGACAAAGAGAUGAUGAUGGAAGAUGUGGCACGGUAUUAUAUCGAAGAACUGAUUGACAUAAGCUUAGUGGAAGUCGUGAAAAGAAAGAGAGGGAAACUAAUGUCUUUUAGAAUCCAUGAUCUUAUAAGAGAAUUGGCUAUCAAGAAAGCCAAAGAGCUCAACUUUGUAACUGUUUACAACGAGCAACAUUCUUCUACUACUAGCAGAAGAGAAGUGGUUCACCAUCUUAUGGACAACAACUACUUGUGUGACAGCAACAAACAAAUACGAUCGUUCUUGUUCUUCGGUGAACGGAUGAGCGACAUUACUUACGUUGAAACAAUUACUUUGAAACUGAAGUUACUUCGAGUGCUUAAUCUUGGAGGACUUCAUUUUAUCUGUCAAGGAUAUAGCCCUUGGAGUUUACCAGAUGUGAUCGGAGGUUUAGUACACUUGAGGUACCUUGGGAUAGCCGAUACGGUUGUGAACAAUUUACCAGAUUUCAUCUCCAACUUACGGUUUCUACAGACACUAGAUGCAUCAGGCAACUCUUUCGAGCGAAUGACUGAUCUAAGUAAGCUCACAUCACUAAGGCAUCUCAUUGGAAGAUUCAUCGGAGAAUUGCUAAUAGGCGACGCGGUGAACCUUCAGACCUUGAGGUCUAUCUCCUCCUACAGCUGGAGCAAACUAAAACAUGAGUUACUCAUAAAUCUUCGAGACUUGGAGAUCUAUGAGUUCCACAUAUUGAACGACCAAAUAAGAGUUCCUUUAGACUUAGUUUCCUUAUCGAAACUGAAAAAUCUUCGUGUCUUGAAGAUUGAAGUAGUGACCUUCAACUUACUUUCCGAAGAAACAGUUCGGUUAGAACUCCUUGUUGAGUUGACACUGCAUUGCAACAUAACAAGACUUCCAAGAGACAUGGAUUUGAUCUUUCCUAGUCUUGAGUCCCUUACGCUUAUAGUAAAUCUCCAAGAAGACCCAAUGCCUGCUCUACAAAAACUACAACGUCUAGAAGAUCUGGUCUUGUACUCUUGUGGCUACGCGGGAGCGAAAAUGUGCAUCAACGCACAAGGUUUUUGUCGGCUGAGGAAACUUAAAUUGAUCAUAACAAGAUUAGAUGAGUUGGAGAUUGAAGAAGAAGCCAUGCCAAGUUUGAUGGAGCUAAAUCUCGACAAAAAAGAUGGAGCUACAAAGCUGAUGAUUCCAGAUCGAUUGAGAGCAUUUGUUUGA